CACACAGAGCACUCGAUUACUGUAUUUAAAUUUAAAUAGUAUUUCACUUUUUUUUCUUUUUUUUAUAAAUAUAUUUAGUUUUAAAAAUUGCGAAAGCGAACCAUAAAUUCAUAUUGUGUCGUGCAGAGGAUUCACUCAACAACUAUUGAAACGUAUCCGAGUAAAUAAGAUAAACAGAUAUAAGAAAGGAACUAGGAAGGACAUACUUAGCACAUAUAUAGGACAUAUAUAAAUAUAUAUAUUUCAAGGACAAUAUGCCAAAACAGUCGAUUAGCGUUAAGAAGAGCUCGCUCAGCGCGGUCGAACAAUACGAGCUGAAUCAAUGGCUCGAAGAAAAUAACAUUAGUUCAACAAAUUUGCGACGAUCCUUUACGGAUGUGUUGCCCUUGGCCCGUCUACUCUCCCGAUACUAUCCAGACAUAAUUGAUCUCAACUAUUAUCCUCCGCGGAAUAGCGUGCAGAAUAAGCUAUGCAAUUGGGAAUCGUUUAACAAACGUGUCCUCUCCAAAUUAGGCUUACAGCUGACGCGAGAGCAAAUGAUUCGCGUGGCGCGCAGCGUGCCUGGCUCUGUGGAUCAGCUGCUGUAUAGCGUCAUGCGGGUCCACAUGGCGGCCGAGAUGAAGGCGCGCGAAGAGCAUGAAUCCACCGACGAUUAUGACGAAUCGGUGCCAACGGCAACGCUGCUGCCAUCGGCCGAUACGGAGGACAAGCUGGAUGAAGUAAAGCCAUCGCCCUUGCCGCUGCCUACGGCGCCGCCACUGAUGCUGGCCAAUAAGUUUAACAAGCCGUUAGGUGUGACGAAGGCCCAGGACAAUAAAGAUCAAACUACAAUUUCAGUCAAGAGCCUGAAACAGGCCGCAGCAUUGCCGCCAACAGCUAUGAAACGAACAGGUCUGUCGCGAGGCGGCACCGGAAUUGGAGGUGGCGGUACACAACGUACGGGACGCAAUAAGCGGCAGUUGCAGCAGCAUAGGAACGCCCAUGUUGCAGCAGCGGCCGCCGAAUCGCCAUCAGCGGCAACAGCAACAACAGCAGCAACGCCAGCCAGAGCAACGGCAUCAACAACGACAGCGUCGCGACUAAGAGGUGAACAAGCCGCCAAUCAGCUGCAGCGAAGAAACGCUAAGAUCGCCAGAUUUGAUCAGUGGAGCGCCCAUCUGGAGAAUAUGUUGCAGCUAAAAUGUGAACGGAUCGAUGAGCUGCAACGUCAGGUGGCCGUUGCAAUGUUAGGCGCACGGCAAGUGGGGCGACGAGCGAGGCACAAGAAGCGCCAUACGUCAACCACGAUUGGCGGCAUGCUCGAGGCAGCUAAAAGGUUAUAGUAGAUUACACGCACACACUCUCACACUCACAUACAAACAGACGUGUCGACCCGACCCACACACACUGACGUAUACUGGGCCCAUACACACGUACGCACAGACAUGCCAAAUACAUGUUGUUUCCGUUCGGCUGUUCG
Messenger RNA from Drosophila hydei, 1459 nucleotides. RefSeq lists its product as uncharacterized. The transcript is spliced from 2 exons. The record is from RefSeq and is a predicted model, not a curated record. Gene Ontology annotation, molecular function: microtubule binding. Lineage: Eukaryota; Metazoa; Arthropoda; Insecta; Diptera; Drosophilidae. Gene Ontology annotation, cellular component: axoneme. The coding region runs from base 255 to 1322 and encodes 355 amino acids. Gene Ontology annotation, biological process: regulation of cytoskeleton organization.